GGGAAUGCGCGUAAGCUCACCCAGAUUCAUCCCCCACCCAUCCGCCCACGUCUGCAUGCGAGACGGUUGCACCGCAGCUGCAAGGUUACCGAGAGUUCAGAAAACACUUUUAAUCGAGUUCUACCGGACCUCAGCCGUCACGGUCAUUUGAGCACUCUAUCUGUCCCAGAGUUGUUAGGAGGUCAGCAGCCAUGCAUGUGAAACUUUUGCUGAACUUGGUGUGCAUGGUGUUUUUGGGUAUUUUUAAUGUUGCGACCCCGUGUCUAAUAAUCAGUGAGGUAAACUGUGACAGUCCCAAACUUGACACUCAUGAAUUUGUGGAGUUGUACAAUGAUGGCUCGAAUCCUGCUUCUCUGGAUGGCUACACUCUCGUGUUCUACAAUGGCAAUGGAGACUUAGCCUACCGUGUCAUCAAUCUAACUGGACACCAGACGGACCAGCAAGGCUACUUCUUAGUUGGAUCUUCUGAACUGAAUCCCCGUCCCGCAAUCGUUCUCCUUCCCAACUCUGUUCAGAAUGGACCUGAUGCCAUUGCGCUCUACGGGCCCAAUUGGACACCAGUUCCAGUUGGGGGGCAUGUUUCCAGAGUUGGUUUGUUAGACGCAGUGGUGUACACUUCUCGUAAAUCUGCAGAAGGUGCUGAUGGUCUUGCUUCAGUUCUGACUCCAGGUUCAGUUCCGUACGUGGAGGAUGAGCAGGCUUUUGAAGGGGACGAGUCGAUUCAACGCUGCUGGCAGUCUGAAAACCUCUGGACGUUCCACACGGGCCCACCCACUCCUGGAUGGAUCAAUCACUGCCCACUGCCGACCCCUAGCCAUGUUUGGAUCAAUGAAGUGGAUCUCGGUGGGCCGGAUCAAAAGGGCCUUGUGGAACUCGAUUUUGGCAUGGUAAACAGAUCAUUUUCUGUUGUUCUUUAUGAUAUCACCACAGAUCUGAUCAGCUCAAGUGUGGAGUUCACUGCAACACAGGCCGGAAUCGUUACGCUAUCUUUGGACACUGCCGUUUUGUCAGUGUCACAAAGUGUGGCUUUGGCAGUGUAUAAAGGUCCUGCAUCAGAGUUCCCCAAGGGCAGCCCCCUCAGCAACCAGCAGCCAAUCGAUGCCUUUGUUUAUAGUGAUUCAGUGCACAUGCCCAGCGAUAACCUCACAGAGACGCUCAUACCUGGGAGAAAACCAUUCAUACUCACAGAGAGUUUUCACACAGUAGGUGUUUAUGCCAGUCGCUGCAGUGUUGCUGAAUGGACGAGAGAUCCGGGAAUGUUUGUAAUGAGGCCGCGAAGUCCCGGAAAAUCCAAUGACUGCACUUGGUUUCAGUCCUGUCCACGUAACAUCACCUCUUACACAUCACCGACAGGACGGCUCCAGCCCCCCUUUCAUAGCAAUAAUGAUUUCCUGCUUAGCGAGAUCAACUCCGAUUCACAAGGAGCAGCAGAAGACGAGGAGUUCAUCGAGUUGUGGCAUCCAUCUGGCUUCCGUAUGUCCCUCGACUUCAUCUGGCUGGUGUUGAUCAAUGGACAGACUGGAGAAAUUUACUUUGAACUGGAGCUCAAUGGAUACUACACUGACGAUAACGGAUACUUCCUGAUUGGCAGUGCUAAGCUAGCUGCAGACAUUACCAUCAAAGUCAACACUGUACAGAAUGGACCAGACGCCAUAGCGUUAUAUCGGAGCGAGUCUCCACCCUCUAAGGGGAGUCAGAGUAUUCCUACUGAUGGUUUGCUUGAUGCAGUGGUUUACCGUUCUCGUGGAUCUGACAAAAAGGCUUCGGAGCUAACGGAAGUGCUGACACCUGGACAGCUCCCCCUGCUGGAGGAUAUCAACGCGUUUCCCGGUGAUGAGACGCUCACCCGAUGUGGAGCUGACAGACUCAACCUCAAUGCUUACAGGGUCGCUUCUCCAACACCAAGGAAAAGGAAUGACUGCCCAGCCACACCCACUAUAGCCACACCCCCAGAGGGUGUCAUCUUAAAUGAGUUUGGUGUGGACGACUCAUGGGAUCCUUUUGUGGAGCUGUCUGGUCCACCGUUGACUUCAUUGCUUGGAAUUAUUUUGGUAUUUUUUGUGGAUAAAGCUACAACAAUAAACUACCCGCUAACUGGCACCAUAGGAAGUGAUGGGUUAUAUCUUCUUAAGAAUGACUCUAGUGCAGAUCAGGGUUUGCUAGCGCUUAAUAAGUUCAGCGCAGUGGUUUUGUGUUUUGAGCCGUCAGGAUCUACCGUUUGCGGGACUGACUCACGUCAUUUGGACCGGCUCAUCUUGUCCAAUGAAACAUGGUUACCGAGGAUUCUCCUUUACAGCACAUCAGACAACAAAUUACCAGAAUUGAGAUACCCAGUGCCAGGUUUGGAUUCUACAACUCGUUGCACGUCAGAUGGGCCUACACAGUGGAUUUAUUCCCAAAGGACUCCUCGUCUACAGAACCUCUGUCCCAGUCCUGCACGUUCCAUCUCUGUGGACCUGUGCCUGCAGACAGAAAAUAAUGAUUGGCAGGGAAAAUCAGGAAGAUGUGACAAGGAGGGAUUUGCUGAUUUACUAGAACAGUUUUGUAAAUGCGGCAUCACAAGCUUACAUCUUAAGGGUGUGAAUGUGUCCUGUUUACCGCAGAGAGUGCAUGCCGUGGGGUUUGUCUUUGCUGCAUUUGAUGAGCAGAUGGUGAGUCUCACUGCAAGACUGAAUGACAACAAACUGUUGUGUCCAGUGGUACAAGAACGACAGGUUCAAGGAGCAGGGGCAUCUGUUGGCCUGCAGGUGGGGCUUGUGCUUACAGCGAUUCUGUUGUUUGCAUUGGGUGCUGCAUUAUUUGUUUACCUGUACAAAAAAAGGCGGCCUGCUGACUACCUCUCAAUGCAGCUCAACGAACAGGCCGAGACGCCACUUCAACUUUAGUGUGUUUGCAUGAGUGUGCAUGUGAGUUUGUGUGUGGGUGAAUGCUUGCAGAAUCAUACGUCUGUGUAUUUUUAAGAGUAGUGUUUUUAACUACUUGUCCUUGAAAUGCAAGCAAACAGAUUUACACAGAUUUCAAGUUUUUUCAAAGCCAUAUUUUUGAACCUGCUAUAUUAACACCCCAAUGAUUUUCAUUUGUUUAACGUUGUUUAACUUGUUGAAUGUUUAAACUGAAGUUCUAAAGAACAUUCUUUUAUUAAAUCCAUUCAAAGUGUGUAAUGUUUGUGCCACUAGCUUCACCAAACAGAAAUGCUAAAAUAAUCGCUGUUUUCAACCUCUACCAUCCUGAGUUGACUCCACAUAUUUAGCUGGGGUACGAGAAAUCUUUUAAAAUAGAAACAAAUUACACAUCAUAUUUUUGUACAAUUUCUAAUAUUAAUUGAAAAUACCACCCUCGUGCCAUCCCAGAUGUGUAUGACUUUUUUUUUAUUCUGCUGAACUCAAAUGAAGAUUUUUAGAAGAAUAUCUCAGCUCUGUAAGUCCAUAUAAUGCAAGUGAAUAGUGACCAGAAGUCUGAAGAUCCAAUGUAGACAUAAAGGCAUCAUAAAAAUAAUCCAUGAAUUAAUCCAUCCAUUUAAAUCCAUGUCUUCUGAAGCUAUAUGAUAGGUGUGGGUGAGAAACAGGUUCAUAUUUAAGUCUUUUUAUUAUAAAUCUACACUUUCACUUUCAGCCACCUGCUGGAUGGGGCUGGUCAAAGAUGGAGAUUGAUAGUAAAAAGGACAUAAAUAUUGAUAUUUUUCUCACCCACACUCAUCAUAUUGCUUCAGAAAAUAUGGAUCUAACCACUGAAAUCAUAUGGAUUGUUUUAUCUGCCUUUAUGUCUAAUUUGGACCUUCAAAGUUCUGGUCACCAUUCACUUGCAUUGUAUGGUCCUACAGAGCUGAGAUAUUCAACAAAUAAUCUUAAUUUGUGUUCAGCAGAAUAAAGUCAAACCCAUCCGGGAUGGCAUGGGGGUGAGUAAAUGAUCAGAAAAUGUAAAUUUUUUUGGUGAACUAUCAAUUCAAUUUUCUGUAUAGUGAUAUAAAGAAGCAUUGUCAUUGUUGUGGGACAUUUGCUCCUUGGCAUUUGUGCUAUUGUUUGCAGCCGAUUGUUCAUUUAAAAGAGAAACAGAUGAUUGUAGGGAAUUUUUCACAUUUACUCAGCUGUAAUCAAUAAAGUGAUUUGUGUGUU
This is a messenger RNA of Xyrauchen texanus (razorback sucker), 4112 nucleotides long. RefSeq lists its product as uncharacterized. The transcript has 13 exons. The coding region runs from base 192 to 2885 and encodes 897 amino acids. Lineage: Eukaryota; Metazoa; Chordata; Actinopteri; Cypriniformes; Catostomidae. The record is from RefSeq and is a predicted model, not a curated record.